Messenger RNA from Pelodiscus sinensis (Chinese soft-shelled turtle), 2039 nucleotides. It is a transcript of the gene BRICD5, whose product is annotated as BRICHOS domain containing 5. The record is from RefSeq and is a predicted model, not a curated record. Lineage: Eukaryota; Metazoa; Chordata; Testudines; Trionychidae.
GGACUAAAAUCUUAGCUCCUGUAAACCUGUUGGAAUAAUAUCAUUUGGUGAUUUGUUGCAGAUCCCUCUAUGUACAUAGUGUGGAAUACAUCUAAAAUGAUCCAGGGACAUGCAUGUAGUGAAAUCAAAUGAAAGCGAUACCAAUCCAUCAUAAUGUGUAUUGCAAAUCCAUUGGAAUUCACAAGUACUGAGGACAUUUCCACCAAGGAAAGAGCUCUGAAAGACAGGAUUUCAUUAGACCUUUAUACAAAGGUUUCAUUGUCCAUGUGCAAACCAGGGGAAUUUCACUUGCAAUUGAAAGUCUCAUACCAAUAACUCUUGUGCAAAUUUAUAUUCAAACAGGCUUUUGAAUGUAGGUAUCUUUAAUGUUUAAUGUUACAGCCUGUGCGUGAUUUAACAUUUAAUGCAUUUUUCUAGAAUAUACAGUAGAUCAACUGUAAAGGUUAGUAAAAUGUUUUAAAAAUGCUACCAACUUGAUAAACUUAGAAGUACCUUUACUGUUUAAUUCUAACAAUCUACUCACCUGAAAUUAUUUUAUCACUGUGCUUUGAAGCCAGAGAAAUGGGUUAUUUUUCUAACAAAUCUGCAUUUUGUUAUUGUAUUUUCAUGGCACAAUGUUCAUAUCUACAAUCUAUUAUGAAAUUACUACAAAAAUAUUUCAAUACAAGCAUAAAAAUGACAAACUUUUCCACAUAGUAUUAAAAAUGCUAUGUGUAUCAAAACAUUGUGGAAAUAUUAGAAAUACUCAUUUGACUUUAUUAUGGUGGGGGGGGGGGUUGUUUUGUUUUAAGUACAAACUGUCACAGGAAAACAAAAUAAAAGCAAUUAUCUUUUAUAGACCAGGCGUAAAGGACCAGUGCUGUAGUAUACAGGGAAUUUAAUUAGAGUGUUUGUUUCAAAUCAAGACAAUGACAUUUAGUACUAAAAUUAUUUUCUUCUAGAUCUUCCCUAUGAUGAAAAGUAAGGUAGUGGCCUUUCCACUCAGGAAGUCUGGGUGGUUCAAGUAACUGUUACUAAUAUUUUAAAGCUUUCUUAUCUAGGUGAUGAAAUUACUGACAGAACUACAGUGGUACAAUUAUACCGCUAUAGCUCUGCUGGUGUAAUGUCCCAUGUAGACACUCUAUUCUGGGAUUAAAGUGACUGUCCCAGUAUCAUUAUUCUGCUUUGGAAGUUCUGCUGGCCAGUUUCCCCAUAGACAAGUCCCAACACUUUGCCUUUAAUCCUCACGGCUGCCCAUUAAGCACCUUUCAUGAACACUAAUGCACUUCUACAUUUUAAGUGAAUAAAUGACCCUGGGAUCUUUAACUCCAUUUGCUUUCUUAUUUAUUGAGCUGUGUCUUGCCUCCCAGGAGAGAAGACCCCUGUCAGAAUCCAAAACUCCUUCCAGGAUAUUUUGGGUCAUCUUGUCUGUAAUCUUGUUUUUCACCAUUGUCGGCAUCAGUGUUGUGGUAAUUCUCAGCUUUGCCCAUAGGACGUCCAAGCCUGUUUUGCAGAUUGUGCGGCUAACGUUUCAGAAUCACCAGGGCUCCCAGAUGAAUCAGUCGGCCUUUGUUGACAAGUCCAAGAGUACUGUUACUUACCACGUAACUUCGCCAAGUAACCACACAACGGUGGUCUUGUUCGACAGCAAGAAUGGCUAUGUCUGCUAUAAACCUGCAGAUCAAAACGCAUGCUACCUGCGGAAGAUGGACGAUUGGGAUUUUGAGAACGUGCAGAUGUCUUUCAAUCUGUCUGAGCACAGGCUCAAUCAGCUGCUGCUUCAGAAUAAUCAAACCAAGUACUACAGAGAGUUCCUGGGGAUCCUGCCAGGGAGACAAGCGAUUGCCGGAGGCGUGGGGGAAGCUAUCCGAACCCUGUGCGAGCAGACUUCCAUCUACUGGGUCAGGAAAGGGGAUGGCCCUGGGAAGAAGCGGCUCAUCUACCUAUGCAUUGACAUCUGUUUUCCAAGCAAUGUUUGCUUGUCUGUCUGCUUUUAUUACCUUCCUGAUUAAACCCUGCUCCCAAGGCCCUGGCACCCGCAUUUCUCUUUGUACUUGAAU